AUGAUGGCCGUGGAAGGCCGGCCGGCGAGUGCCGGACCCGACCCGCGUAGAUCCCCCCCACAGGACAGGAGAGCGAUGAGCGAGCCGGAACCCAGGACUCUGGCUGCCCGCAAAGCCUACCCGGACUCUGAUGAUGCGCCCCUAGACUUGACUGUGCAUACGCGUAAAGAGAUUACCGUUCGCGAGUUCGCAAGACAUUCGUUCGCUGAUCCCACGGACUAUGUGCGCGCCCAGGCGAUAUUACGCCAAUCGCGGGAGUACUUGGCCGCCGGACGGGACUCCGGGACCGACUCGGAUGACUCCGCAGGCAGACUCAGCCCCGGGGACGACCCCACGUCGGGGAAAGCGUACAAGAAGUCACUCAUGAAGAGAUACAUGGACGGCGAGCCCGCUGGGCUACCGCUAGGUGCAAGGGGCUCUCUGGGUAGAGCGUUAUUACACGGCCUGCUUGCGCCUGCGUCGACGCCGAGACACCAUUUAUAUACCGCGCCCAAUACAGGGUCCCUCCCUCCAUCGCCAGCGGAUAGUGGGGUAUCAGACGUAGAAUCUUCGUCAUCAGGCGCCGGCGCAGAAGAGCUGAAGGCGCGACUCCAGCCUCCGCCCCCGGCGCCCUUCCACACGCCCUUCCUUCCCUUCUACCAGCAGCACCAGAUAACCAGCUCGCUGCAACACCACGUCGCACACCCAAGACCCCCCAGUGUAUCUGUCGGCGAAAGAGACCCCUACGGCUACGGCUACGGGGGCGGAGGAGGGCACCACUUCGCUGCGCCGGCGCCGCCCCCCCUUCCGCACGAUGACCUCCCCUACUCGGUGUUCGACUUCGGCGACUACCAGCGACACCACCAUCACAACAAACUGAAGCCGAAGAAGAGGCCCCGCACCGACGCGCCCCCCACGCCCGGCGUCAAGCGCAAGAGCCGCGAGGGUUCCACCACUUACCUCUGGGAGUUCCUGCUUAAGCUGCUGCAGGACCGAGAGUACUGCCCGCGAUACAUCAAGUGGACGAACCGCGAGAAAGGGGUGUUUAAGUUGGUGGACUCGAAGGCGGUGUCUCGACUGUGGGGCCUGCACAAGAACAAGCCGGACAUGAACUACGAGACGAUGGGGCGGGCGCUGCGCUAUUACUACCAGCGCGGCAUCCUGGCCAAGGUGGACGGGCAGCGCCUCGUCUACCAGUUCGUGGACGUGCCCAAAGACAUCGUCGAGAUCGAUUGCUCGCUCGCGUGA
Messenger RNA from Leptosia nina, 1227 nucleotides. NCBI's taxonomy places the organism in Eukaryota, Metazoa, Arthropoda, Insecta, Lepidoptera, Pieridae. The record is from the annotation of a GenBank genome assembly.